This is a messenger RNA of Brassica napus (rape), 315 nucleotides long. RefSeq names its product cytochrome c1-like. The transcript has 3 exons. The record is from RefSeq and is a predicted model, not a curated record. NCBI's taxonomy places the organism in Eukaryota, Viridiplantae, Streptophyta, Magnoliopsida, Brassicales, Brassicaceae. Bases 1 to 315 code for a protein of 104 amino acids.
AUGGCGCAAGGAAUACCGUCAAGCGUGGAUCCGAUAGGGCGACUCAGGGUUGAACAAGUGGCUCCAGCUGCAGCUGAGAACGUCGAGGUGCCACCACCAAAGACAGCGGAGCCGGAGGAAACCACCGAGGCUCCCAAACCAACUGAAGAAGCAGAGGAAACAAAAAUGGAGACUGAGGAGAUCAAGAAAGAAGAAGAAGCGGUUGUGGAGGAAGAGAAGAAGCCAGAAGCAGAGGAGGAGAAACCAACUGAAGUAGCUGCCGUGGAAACCUCCGCAGCUCCGGUGGAAGUUCCAGUGGAGAGGGCUGAUGAGUAA